Messenger RNA from Eurytemora carolleeae, 1056 nucleotides. RefSeq names its product gamma-aminobutyric acid receptor subunit delta. Bases 1 to 1056 code for a protein of 351 amino acids. Gene Ontology annotation, biological process: monoatomic ion transmembrane transport. Lineage: Eukaryota; Metazoa; Arthropoda; Copepoda; Calanoida; Temoridae. Gene Ontology annotation, cellular component: membrane. The record is from RefSeq and is a predicted model, not a curated record. The transcript has a single exon. Gene Ontology annotation, molecular function: extracellular ligand-gated monoatomic ion channel activity; transmembrane signaling receptor activity.
AUGACAAUUGGAGCUGAAAUAGCAAGUUCCCAGAAGAAUUGCUCUCGAAGUGUCUGCAUACCUAUCAAUUACUCGCUCCUGGAUCCAAAAGUAAUCCCAGUUCAAGUAAACGUUCAGCUCCAACUGAGACAAAUCCUUGGUUUGGAUUUAGACCAAAGAACUGUCACUGUGGAAGUCUUUACAAACUUAUAUUGGAAAGAUUGGUGGGUCGAAACAUUGAGUAAUAAGGCAACAACUAUAGACGAACAAGUCCGAGAUGAGGUUCGACUAAUUGAUUGGCAUGUUCAAGAUCUUAGAAAUAUUACCCAUUCUCUCCCGGUACAUGAUUCAGGUCUAAUUGCUACUCCAAGUUUAGAUGGAACUGGUUCAAUUAUCUCUAUAUCAACUGAAGCAACUGUUGUGUUCAACUGUGAGAUGAAUUUUAACCUGUUUCCUUUUAACAAGAUAAAAUGUGAUUAUGUAAUUACAAGUACAGAUUACGAUUCAGGAAAGUUGAUGUUCCAAGCCAAUUGGAGUCAAAUCGUAAAUGCUCAUAAACUGGAGUUUCAACUAGAAAGUGAUUAUGAAGUUCAGUUCGACCCUAUACUACCAAAAAAUCUGUCAGCGUCAGCAGUUCAUCGAGACCACUCCUCCUACCACUCUGCUAUUGGAUUUCAGAUCUAUUUAAAGUAUCGUCCUACUGAAGCUCUUCUUCUCUACUAUCUUCCUGCCUUAAUCCUGGUUCUUGCAGCUCACUUAUCUUUUCUCAUCAAACCUGACGGAGCUCCUACAAGAAUCAGUCUUGUUACACUAUCCUUGACAGCUGUGAUGAAUCAGUUUAAUACUCUCAACCAGAUAUCUCCUAAAGGAGGGAAAGGGCCUACUGCAGCUGCAAUAUAUCUUCUCACAUGCGUCUUCAGCAACUGCUUCUGUCUCGGACUCAACAUCUUAACAUUCAGAUUCAAGAACGAUCCGGUCAAAUUUCAAAAUGUAAACUUUUACUCUGCGCUCACUAGUUCAAUCAGUUUCUUACUAUUCAAUUUGAUUUACUGGCCAGUUAUUUUAGUCUCGAUCUAA